UAUUUGUUUUGUUUAAAUAAAAAUGGAAACUUCGUAUUUUAAAAGCUGUAUAGUGCCCCAGUGUAUAAGUACAAGUAUAAAAACUCCGACUAAAUUAUUCAUACGUGUUCCGGUCAAGAAAAAUAUGCGAAAAAAGUGGUUAAAACUGGCAAGGAGGACUGAUGCUCAUUGUUUAUCAACGACAUCGAGAAUGUAUUUUUGUGAAGAUCAUUUCGAUUUGCCAAACGAUAUGCUGAAUUAUACAGAGUACCAUAUUAUGGGAACGGUAUCUUAUGCACGAAUGAAACCAGGUUGUUUACCACGUAAAUUUGAAUGUCAAGAAGACAGAAGAAAACGAAGCUGCACUAGUGCAGAGCGGCCAUACAUGAUAAAAAAACAGAGAAUGUCUACAAUAGCAGAGUGUCUUCAAGAAAGUUGUACACCUAGCACUUCCAAUGAACUGCUAGACAGUUGUACACCAAGUACUCCCCUAGAGCAACAACCUCAAACAAGUUCACCAGGUUUUCAAACCAUUGAAGAAAAUACACCAAACAUGAUAUAUAAGCCGACAGCAGAUAAAUCCAUUCAAGUAAUCUUUACACAUAAAUAUAGAAGUAAGGCGAUCCAGACCCAUGUGAAAACAAUAGAUCAAGCAAUAUCACCUCUGAAGCCAUCUAUGACAUCUAGUACUACAUCCCCAUUUAAAGUAACAACCUGUAAAAAAUCAAGACCUUCAUCAUGUAUGCUAAAGAAGAUUACUAGAAAUAUACUGAUUCCAGAAGAACAGUCUGACAGUGAUAUUUCUCUAUACACACCAUCUGUGCCAUCUUCUAACACAAGCUCACCAUCAGUGCAUGCAUUACAAGUGAAAUCAUCUUCGGACUGUAGUGAUUUUAUUGCAGAAGACAGAAAAAUAGAAGCAGCUUAAUUAAAUGCAGCAUAAUUAAAAAUGUAUAAAAUUAUUUAAUUCGAAAGGCCUACUGUAUUUGUGAUGUUUUUUUAUUUUUAAUUUAAUAAAUAACAAUUGUAUUCCGAACCCAAGUUUGAUAAAAAUGUAUUAAAUGGAUAUUAUUUUAUAAA
This is a messenger RNA of Spodoptera frugiperda (fall armyworm), 1059 nucleotides long. RefSeq lists its product as uncharacterized. The transcript is spliced from 3 exons. The coding region runs from base 23 to 907 and encodes 294 amino acids. NCBI's taxonomy places the organism in Eukaryota, Metazoa, Arthropoda, Insecta, Lepidoptera, Noctuidae. The record is from RefSeq and is a predicted model, not a curated record.